AUGGCGAUUCAAAAAAAGCACGGCAAAGGCCGUUUGGACAAGUGGUACAAACUUGCCAAAGAAAAGGGCUACCGGGCUCGUGCCGCCUUCAAGUUGAUUCAGUUGAACAAGAAGUAUGGAUUCUUGGAAAAGAGCAAAGUCUUGCUGGAUCUUUGCGCCGCGCCAGGUUCAUGGUGUCAGGUUGCAGCAGAGGUUAUGCCAGUCAACAGUUUGAUUGUUGGAGUCGACCUGGCGCCCAUCAAGCCCAUUCCUAGAGUCAUCACCUUCCAGAGCGACAUCACAACAGACAAGUGCCGUGCUACCAUCCGCCAACACUUCAAGACUUGGAAAGCCGAUACGGUUCUGCACGAUGGUGCUCCCAAUGUUGGUACUGCUUGGGCUCAGGAUUCUUUCAACCAAGCAGAACUCGCACUCCAGUCCAUGAAACUCGCGACUGAAUUUCUUGCCGAAGGAGGAACGUUUGUGACCAAGGUCUUCAGAUCCAAAGAUUACAACCCGCUCCUAUGGGUGCUGAAUCAAUUGUUCACCAAAGUCGAAGCCACUAAACCCCCCUCGUCUCGAAACGUCUCGGCCGAAAUUUUCGUCGUUUGCCGCGGAUACAAAGCACCCAAGCAUAUCGAUCCUCGCUUCUUGGACCCGAGAUCAGUCUUCGCAGAGCUUUCCGGCGCCACCCCAAACAAUGAAGCCAAGGUCUAUAAUCCAGAGGUGAAGAAGCGAAAGCGUGAUGGUUACGAAGAAGGGGAUUACAUACAGUUCAAAGAAAUUGCGGCAAGCAGUUUCAUCCAGACAAAUGAUCCCAUAGCCAUUCUUGGUUCCUACAACAAGCUCUCCUUUACUCAGGCGCCUAAUGGCGACAUUGCGCUUGCUGCUCUGGAUAAGCUGCCCGAGACUACUGCGGAGAUUCGGGAAUGCUGUGCCGAUUUGAAAGUUCUUGGGCGCAAGGAAUUCAAACUUCUUCUCAAAUGGAGAUUGAGAGUGCGAGAAAUCUUCGGCCUCUCACAGAAAAAGUCAGCAGAUACUGCCGAAGCCGAGGAAGUGGCUGGGGUAGAAUCAAUGGACGAGGAGUUACGAAUACAAGAAGAACUACAAGCCCUAAAGGACACAGAGAAUUCCAAGAGGAAACGGGAGAGGCGCAAGGAGAAUGAACAAAAGCGCAAAGAGAUCAUUCGCAUGCAGCUGAAUAUGAUGGCGCCUAUGGAUAUUGGUAUGGAAGAAUCCGGACCGCUGGGAGAGGGAGCCAUGUUUUCUCUAAAGACUAUUGACAAGACUGGUGGCAUGAACCGUUUCUCCCGGGGCAAAAUGGCCGUAUCAAAUUUGAAAGAUUCAAAAGAUAUCGACCUGGGUAUCUCCACAGAGCCAGUUGAGAGCGACAGCGAAGAAGACGGUCUGGAGACUGAGCUCGAUGCUAUGUACGAACAAUUCAGAGAGCGCAAACUGGAAGCGGACACCAAGUACCGGGCUAAAAAGGCAAGAAAGGAGCACAAAGAUGACGAGUGGGAGGGCCUUUCAGCAGGUGAAGAGGCAGAGAGUGACGCAAGCGAGCUGGAGGAAGAUGACGACUCAUCCGAUGACGAUGAAGACGGUUCACUACCUACAAACGGAUUCUUAACGGAUUUAGAUGGCCAGACAGGGGAGACCCAAGACGGCUUGUCCAAAAAGGCAUCCGCUUUCUUCAGCCAGGAUAUCUUCAAAGAGAUAACUGGAGGCUCUCUUCUUGGGGGAGAGGAUGAUGUGACGAUUGAGGCAUCCAGUACGACUACGCGCUCACAAGAGCUGCCCACGCGGACAGCAAAACAAAAAGCAUCCCUGAAUGAACAGGAAGAUGAUUCAGAGAAUGACGGUGGAUUCGAGGUCGUUAAGAUGGAUGAUGAUGAUAAUUGGGAAGACAAAGAGAGGCGACGAGCAGAUGGAAGACCUGACAUUGAUAUCAUCACGGCCGAAGCAAUGACUCUAGCACACCAACUUGCCACGGGACAGAAGACUACCCACGAUGCUAUCGACGAUGGUUUCAAUAAGCGUGCAUUCCGCGACAGGGAUGGAUUGCCCGAAUGGUUCAUUGAUGACGAGGGUAAACACGACAAGGCCCUGAAGCCAAUAUCAAAGGCAGCGGCCAAUGCUAUCAAGGAGAAACUAAGAGCCUUCAACGCCCGACCGAUCAAGAAGGUUCGAGAAGCAAAGGCACGAAAGAAGUUCAAGACGGCCCAGAAGCUGGAGAAGCUGAAGAAGAAGUCAGACAUGCUUGCUGCUGAUGAAGGCAUGACGGAGAAGGAAAAGGCGGAGAGCAUAUCCAAACUUAUUAGCAGGGCGAACCGUCAAAAGCCUCGACAGCCAGCCAAGCUCGUUGUGGCCAGGGGAUUAAACAAGGGUAUCCAGGGCCGACCAAAGGGUGUCAAGGGACGGUACAGAAUUGUUGACGCCAGGAUGAAGAAGGAGCUGCGAGCACAAAAGAGAAUUCAAAAGAGGAAGAAAUAG
Messenger RNA from Trichoderma harzianum CBS 226.95, 2472 nucleotides. RefSeq lists its product as hypothetical. NCBI's taxonomy places the organism in Eukaryota, Fungi, Ascomycota, Sordariomycetes, Hypocreales, Hypocreaceae. The transcript has 3 exons. Gene Ontology annotation, biological process: maturation of 5.8S rRNA from tricistronic rRNA transcript (SSU-rRNA, 5.8S rRNA, LSU-rRNA); maturation of LSU-rRNA from tricistronic rRNA transcript (SSU-rRNA, 5.8S rRNA, LSU-rRNA); rRNA methylation. The record is from RefSeq and is a predicted model, not a curated record. Bases 1 to 2472 code for a protein of 823 amino acids. Gene Ontology annotation, cellular component: preribosome, large subunit precursor; nucleolus; nucleus. Gene Ontology annotation, molecular function: rRNA (guanine) methyltransferase activity; rRNA (uridine-2'-O-ribose)-methyltransferase activity.